UCCAGCGCAGCUUCCCGAGGCUCCGCACCAGCCGCGCUUCUCUCCGCCCGCAGGUUAUUACAGAAAGAUGAGGAUAUUUGCUGUUUUUAUAUUCAUGACCUACUGGCAUUUGCUGAACGCCCCAUACCACAAAAUCAACCAAAGAAUUUUGGUUGUGGAUCCAGUCACCUCUGAAUAUGAGCUAACAUGUCAGGCUGAGGGCUAUCCCAAGGCCGAAGUCAUCUGGACAAGCAGUGACCAUCGAGUCCUGAGUGGUAAGACCACCACCACCAAUUCUGAGAGAGAGAAGAAGCUUUUCAAUGUGACCAGCACACUGAGAAUCAACACAACAGCUAAUGAGAUUUUCUACUGCACUUUUAGGAGAUUAGAUCCUGAGGAAAACCAUACAGCUGAAUUGGUCAUCCCAGAACAACCUCUGGUACUUCCUCCAAAUGAAAGGACUCACUUGGUAAUUCUGGGAGCCAUCUUGGUAUUCCUUGGUGUAGCACUGACAUUCAUCUUCUAUUUAAGAAAAGGGAGAAUGAUGGAUGUGAAAAUAUGUGGCAUCCGAGAUACAAACUCAAAGAAGCAAAAUGAUACACAAUUGGAGGAGACGUAAUCCAGCAUUGGAACUUCUGAUCUUCAAGCAGGGAUUCUCAGCCUGUGGUUUGGGAGUUCAUCAGGGCUGAGCAUGACCAGAGGAAUGAAUGGGCCCAUAGGAUGCAGGCAAUGUAGGACUUAAAAGGCCCAAGAACUGAAAAUAGAACCUGGCGAAGGCAGAGGAGGAGAAUAAAGAAAGAUGGAGUUGAACUGGCAGCCUGGAGGGAGACCUUGGUACUUUCAAAUGACUGAGGGGCUCACUGAUGCAUGUGAAAGGGAGAAAGGAUACUUCUGAACAAGGAGCCUCCAAGCAAAUCAUCCAUUUUUCAUCCUAAGAAAACAGGUUGAGAAUCCCUAAUUUGAGGGUCAGUUCCUGCAGAAGUGCCCUUUGCUUUCACUCAAUGCCUCAAUUUGUUUUCUGCAUGACUGAGAGUCCCAGUAUUGGAACAGUAUUUAUGUAUGAGUUUUUCUAUUUAUUUUGAGUCUGUGAGGUCUUCUUGUCAUGUGAGUGGGGUUGUGAAUGAUUUCUUUUAAAGAUGUAUUGUAGUAUAUGUUAAAAUUUUGUCACCAAACUAAACUUGCUGCUUAAUCACUUGCUCACAUCCAGUAAAAUAUGGAGUAUUUGUAAGGUGCUUGGUCUCUAUAACUGGAAGUACACUUUGGAAGCAUAAAAAUCAAACUGUUGGUUUCUAUAGGAUGUCACAUUUAUUUAACCCAUUAAUACUUUAGUUGACUUAAUCUUAUUCUCAGACCUCAAGUGUCUGUGCAGUAUCUGUUCCAUUUAAAUAUCAGCUUUACAACUGUGUGGUACCCUACACACAUAAUCUCAUUUCAUCCCUGUAACACCCUGUUGUGAUAACCACUAUUAUUUUACCCAUUUUUCAGCUGAGGAAGCAAACAGAUUAAGUAACUUGCCCAAACCAGUAAGUAGCAGACCUCAGACUGCCACCCACUGUCCUUUUAGAACAUAAUUUACAGCUAUAUUUUACUUUAAGCAAUUAAUUUAUUCAAAAACUAUUUAUUAAGUACCCUUGAAACAUCAAUCACAUGCCGGACAUUGAAUCUACGAUGUAAGUAAGACAAAGGAACUGCCCUCAAGGAGCUCAUGAUACCAUGAGGAGAUUAAUAAGAAAAUGUAUUAUUAUAAUUUAGCCCAGUGUCAUACCAUAAGGAUAAUGUGAGGAGAAAAGCCAAGCAGUGUUUUCAAGAGGAGGAAAUAGGCCAGUGGGGUCUGGGACAGUUGGAUAUACUUAAACUUCUUAAUAAUCAAAGCAAUUUUAGUUUACAAGGAGAGGUCAGUACUUAAAAUAACCCUGGAAAAUAACACUGGAAUUCCUUUUCUAGCAUUAUAUUUAUCCCUGAUUUAUUUGCCUUUGCCAUACAAUCUAAUGCUUCUUUAUAUAGUAUCUGGUAUUGUUUAACAGUUCUUUCUUUUCUCUUUAAAUGCUAUUAAAUUUUAAAUUCAUACCCUUCCAUGAUUCAAAAUUCAAAAGAUCUCAUGGGAGAAGGUUUGAAAAUUUCCACUUCAUUCUCCAAGCCAUUCACGUUUCCUUUCCAGAGCAACUGCUACUGUCUUUUAUUCAUGUUUUCUUCUAAAGAUGGUCUACAUUUGGAAAUGUAUGUCAAAAACACAUAUUUUAAAAAAAUUUUAAAUGUGUAGGAACCCAUUAUAUGUCUGCUGUGCACUUUACUGUUUUUAUUUAUUAUAGUGUUUCUUACAUAGUAGAUGGAAUGAAUUUCAAAGUCCCCAGGGGUUGGAACCCAUGUCUUCCUUAUUUCUAAGUCAUCUUUCCCAUAGCCUUUUAUUAUCUUUCAUAUGAUUUAUUACCUGUUAAAUAUGUGCUACGUGUAUAUCUAGACGACCAGCAUUUGUUAAGUAUUUGCUCUAUGAUUGAGUUUGGAUUUGUUUAUGUCUGCUCAAAAGGAGACCCAUGGGCUCUCCAGGGUGCACUGAGUCAAUCUAGUCCUAAAAAGCCAUCUUAUUAUUAACUCUGUAUGACAGAAUCAUAUCUGGAACUUUUGUUUUCUGCUUUCUCUUGAGUAUAAACUUCACUUUGACGCUGUACUUGCUAAAUCACAUUUUCCUUCUGGAAAUUCCAGCAGUGUACCUUGACUGCUAGCUACCCUGUGACAGAAAAGCCUCACUCAUUGUGCUUGGACCCUUGAAUGCCACCAGCUGUCAUCACUACACAGGUCAACUAAGAGGAUUUCUGGAGCUUUUGAGAUUCAGAUGCUCUGGAAGAUCCCAGUGUUUCCCUUCCCUCUUGCCCACAUUCUGGCUUCAAUGACAAGGAAUAUCUUGGCUUUGCCACACGUCAAGGCUGAAGAAACAGAAUCUCCAACAGAGCUCCUUGUGUUAUCUGUUUGUACAUGUGCAUUUGUAUAGUAAUUUGUGUGACAGUGUCCUUUGUGUGAAUUACAGGCAGGAAUUGUGGCUGAGCAAGACACACAAUCUGCCCAGUCUAUUCCUAAGUCCUAACUCCUACUUGUGUUGGAUUUGUAAGGCAUAUCCCUUUUGUCUCAGUUUCAUUGUAAAAGGCAUAGGCAGAGAUGAUAUCUAACUCUGCAUUUGAUUGUCACUUUUUGUACCUGCAUUAAUUUAAUAAAAUAUUCUUAUUUAUUUUGUUACUCGGUACAACAGCAUGUCCAUUUUCUUGUUUUCUUUGUGUUUCAUAAAAUGCUCAGUUUAACAUCCCA
Messenger RNA from Saimiri boliviensis boliviensis (Bolivian squirrel monkey), 3276 nucleotides. The record is from RefSeq and is a predicted model, not a curated record. NCBI's taxonomy places the organism in Eukaryota, Metazoa, Chordata, Mammalia, Primates, Cebidae.